ACUUAGCUGACCCAUCUUCGUUCGGUCAACCUGUUUUGCCCCAGUUCAUGUGUUCACUGCUAUAUAAGCAACAUGCCCGGCGCUACUGGUAUUAGUCUAAUAGAAACAUUUCACCCCAGUUCAACGGACAAUAUCAAGCAAAAUGAGAGUUAUUGCACUGAUAUGCGUUUUAUUCAUAGCCUGUGAGGCAACCUUCAUACCGGUUAACCUGCCACUUCCUAUUCCGUUUCCAUCGCCGGAUGUCCGCGAGGUGGAAAAGAGCAUACAAACUGUGAAGGAAGUCAAAGUCCCGGUAGUAAAAAAGGUCCCCGUAAAUCAAGUUGUGCACGAUGUGCAUGAAGUUCCCGUCAUCAAAGAGGUGCCGGUGAUUAAUGAGGUCAAAGUGUUCCGUGAUGUGGAAGUGAUCCGGGAAGUUCCGGUGGAAAAGGAGGUCCACAAACGUGUAGAAGUGCCCGUCGAAGUCAUCAAGGAAGUUGAGUUGAUCAAGGAAGUGCCAAUCAUCAAGGAGGUUCCGCACGUGAAGAUAGUGAAGGUCAUCAGGGAGGUUCCCGUGGAGGAAAUUGUCACGAAAGAUAUAUACGAACCGGAAACUAACGCAGUGAAAAUACCCAUCCGAGUACCUGUGGUUCAGGAGGAAGAUAAAGUGCAAGCAUCUAAACUGUCUGGUUUGUUGGGCUUCAAGAAGUAUCUCGGAUGAACAAAUAUAGAAUAACUAUUUAUUGACAA
This is a messenger RNA of Armigeres subalbatus, 726 nucleotides long. RefSeq names its product mantle protein-like. The record is from RefSeq and is a predicted model, not a curated record. The transcript has 2 exons. Bases 143 to 697 code for a protein of 184 amino acids. Lineage: Eukaryota; Metazoa; Arthropoda; Insecta; Diptera; Culicidae.